AUGAUCGACCAGGUGCGCAAGUACAAGCUUGAUCCUAUUCCACGAGGAAAUCUUACAGGGGUAGUGAACCGAAAUCUAAACCGUGACGAUUGUGAAAAUAUAGAAUGGACUGCCCUUCCGAAAGCAACCCGAAUGAAGCCUCCUCCGAAAGCCAUCGCCGUUAUUGUUGAUGUCAUAGAAAGCCAAGGUGCCAUCCACAUCACCGACGAUGACGGAUCAUACAUUGAUAUGGUAGGAACUGAAUUUGCUGGCCAUUUGGUGCUUGUCCCGUGGGAUAAAAGCUGGUUUUUGAGGGGAUCUGGAUCGAUUGAAGUGGGAUAUGUUAUCGUUUAG
Messenger RNA from Penicillium psychrosexuale, 333 nucleotides. RefSeq lists its product as uncharacterized. NCBI's taxonomy places the organism in Eukaryota, Fungi, Ascomycota, Eurotiomycetes, Eurotiales, Aspergillaceae. The transcript has 2 exons. Bases 1 to 333 code for a protein of 110 amino acids. The record is from RefSeq and is a predicted model, not a curated record.